AAAGCGAAUGAGGCAGGAAAGAAGCAACGCCCCAGCACGUCGCCCGGGAACGCCUUGCCGACCACAAAUGGCGACAAUUUUGCUCUUAUUGCUUUGCGCUGUGUCGACAGCGGCUCGUGGGACACUCAAACUGGAUGGCUCUCAUCUACGCCGGACGGGCGCGUCAGCAGCCGCGGCCACAGGGCGCGGCGACAAGUUCCCCUACUACUGCUCCAAAGAUGUCCGACGCACGCGGGCCGUCCCGCCGCUGAGCGCCGAGGCGAUGGCUAAGAGCCCGCAGCUGGCGCAGAUACAGGCAAGAAAGAACAGCCAGGCCAGCCAGAUCAUGCGGACACAUCGCAAGGUGUGGUUGCCAUGCUUGUGCUUGUCUGCCUUGCCAGAUGGUGAUUCGUCACGGAGCGCGGACGCCCGACCACUCCUCGUUUUGCUGGGACAACUAUGACAUCCGCUGGAACUGCUCCCUCACCAUGGGCAUCAGGGGACAGUCAUUCAUCCCCAGCCAGCAGCCCGUCACGCUCGCAUCCGUCCUCCCACCCUCAUUACCAAACGACACGGCCACCGAGCGGGGCCACGCGCAGACACGUGGCCUGGAAAUGCAGGACAUGCCCACGGUCACCGAGCAGCAGACGUUUCUGUUCCCAAAGGUGUACGACAGCUACCCCAAUGUGCUUGGCGGUACCUGCCAGGAGGGGCAGCUGAUCGAGGAGGGCAUGGCCCAGCACGCACAGCUGGGCAAGCUGGUGCGGCAGGCAUACCUGAGCGCCGAGAGCGGCAGCAACGCGUCGCUGUCCUUCCUGCCGCUGGUGCGGAUGCAGCGGGAGCAGCAGGGGUCUGGCGGCAUCCGUGUGUACUUCCGGUCGGACGACGUGCAGCGGACGCUGCUGAGUGGGGCGACGCUGCUGACUUAUUUUCUGAAGGGUCGGGAGGGCGAGACCGAGCAGGAGGCAGGGGAAAUUGUGAGCGACCAUCCGGUGCUCCAUGUGCACACGGUGAGAGGACGGUAGGGGGAGACGAUGACAGCCCUAGGCUGCUUGCACCACGUGUUGUGUGUGUGUGUGUGUUGCAGGGCGACUACAGAUUGGACACCAUGUACCCAAACGAUGGUGAGGCAGGCAGUCACUCACGCGCACAGACAAACGAAGAAACACACACAGACUUUCUGCCUGCCUGCCUGCAUGAAUUCCCCACAGAUGUGUGUCCUCGUUUGAAGGAGCUCAAGCACGCCGCCCGCAACAGCGAGCCCUGCAAACAGUGGCGCGACUCAGACGAGCAGAAAGCCGUCCUCGAGUCACUGCGUGAGAUCCCCGACAUCGGCGGGCCGAACUACCAUUUUUCGCACCACCUGAUGGACUGUCUCUUCACGGCCACAUGCACCGAGCACCGAGUGCCUCGAGGUCAGUGGGCUGCAUGCAGACAGAAGGAAAGCCACCAUACGAACGCAUUUGAUGGGAGUGUGUAGGUCUCGAGUGGUCGGCUGACAGCUUGUUUGCGCGUUACGUGGGCCAGGUGGAGAAAGAGGAGGCCGCGUGCCGCUUCAGCGCCAACGACGCCGCCUACUCGAAGCUCGCUGCCACACCAGUCAUACACGACAUGAGGCAGAAGGCCGCAAAGGUCAGCAAGUCACCACGCAGUGAAUGGCGCCCAUCGCACUCAUCUCAUGUGUGUGUGUUAUGCAGGGCCUGUCAGAAGCACAGCGGAAGAGCGGCGGAGAGCGAUCGCCGCCAACGGCCCCGCACAUUGCCUUGUGGAGCGGACAUGACACGGUCAGACAGACCGGAAAUGAGCAAAGCACCUGCACUUACACAUGAUGUGCCGUGUGUGUGUGUGCAGACGCUGAUGCCAGUAUUGGCUGCCAUGGGCGCCUGGGACGGCAAGUGGCCCAGCUACGCAUCCAUCAUCAUACUGGAGGUGAGAGGCGCGAAGCAUGAGCCAGCCACGUCAUGGAUAUAUUGGUGUAUCUGUCGUGUGCUGACUGAUGCGAUCGAUGCAGCUGUAUACUGUUGGUGCCGACAGCCGUGAGGCCUACUUCCGCCUCAUCUAUAACGGCGAGGUCAUCACGUCCAUGAUCAAGGGAUGCGACCCACAACAAGACCUGUGCUCGGUACGUAGACGCAAUACAAGGGAAACACGUCAAUCUUUCUCUCUGUCUGUUUCCUCAGUAUGACCACUUCGAUGCCGUGACGUCAUUCGCCAAGGACGGUCCCGAUUGCGACCCGACCGAACCCCCCACACAACAAGACACAAGCCCCAUAGCCCCGCCCCCACCCCUGUCCCCUCCCGAGUACUCAUCACACACCAACAGAAACGUCGGCGUGUCCGACAUGGACGAGCCCCUUGCCUCGGCCGACAUCCCCCCGCAGCACCCCUUCCCAUGGACGUUGGGUCUGUGGCUGCUGCUCUGUGUGGCGUGUGCAAUUGUGGGAGGCUUCCUGGGGGCUGGGGCGACGCUUGCUUUCGUCAGAAAGGUAUGUAUGGGACAGAAAGAUCGGGCUCGUGGGCGAGCGGAGAGCGUGGUGUUUGUUUGGCGCGUUUGGUGGUUGCAGACUUCCCGGGGAGGGAAUUUGCCGCCAGUCGACUUCCCAACGGGUAAAUAGGGAGAGGGGGCACACACGCCGCGAGAGGUAAACACCAACCUCUGUGUGCAUGGUUGUCCGUCAGUGUCGGCAUCCAACAACGCCGGCAGUACCCGGCGAGGGCCGCGCUACGUCGAGCUCGAAAGCCCUACCCACGACCCACACCCAUUCGACACACACGAAGGCAGCCACAGCAAGGCAAUACCACGGCCGACAUCCAUCCCAGACCACAAAGACUCGCCGCCCGUGGUGGACAGGCGGCCGUCGAAGGAGCGGCCGUUGAUGCCAGUAUGGGAGCUGCAUAUGAACGGCACACAUGGGGGCGAGGGCGGGGAGGGGGCAGGGGGAGACGAAGAGAAAGGGAAGGGGCAGACAGACUACCUGACAUGACCAUAUUGGUGAUGGACACAGUAUGUGUAUUGUGUAUGCGUGUUGCGUGUCUGUUGGUUGCGUGUGCGUGGGUGGGGGCGCGUCAUGUGACAACAUGGGCGGAUUUCGCAUCGCGUCUGCGUGGCCGUGAAGAAGGGAGGGAAGUUUUCUCGUCAUGUCUCUUUCCGUGUGUGUGAGAAUAGUCCAAUAUUCAUGGGUCAUGGGUCAUGAUAUAUACGUGAUGUCAGUCAUUUCUGCACCAGAUCAGGCAGGCCAUUGGUGCCUUGAAAUGCACGCACGCCUUAUUGGUUUGUACCUGUCUGCCUACUGGUGCUCAAUUCGUGAACACAUGAGCCGGCCGCCAACACUGCGGCCCUUUGUCAGUGAUUCGUUAUGUCCCACAUACUUGACACGAUUUCCACGAUCAACCUCCAGUAUUUACGAG
This is a messenger RNA of Vitrella brassicaformis, 3387 nucleotides long. Lineage: Eukaryota; Vitrellaceae. The record is from the annotation of a GenBank genome assembly.